Coregonus clupeaformis (lake whitefish) is the source of this 3783-nucleotide messenger RNA. Its product is annotated as mineralocorticoid receptor. NCBI's taxonomy places the organism in Eukaryota, Metazoa, Chordata, Actinopteri, Salmoniformes, Salmonidae. Gene Ontology annotation, molecular function: sequence-specific DNA binding; DNA-binding transcription factor activity; zinc ion binding. The record is from RefSeq and is a predicted model, not a curated record. Gene Ontology annotation, biological process: regulation of DNA-templated transcription.
AGGAUCCACGACACGGAGAAGAACAGAUGGUCCCAUGUCCCCAGCAGUGCCAUGGACUACUGCUGCAGCGGCCAGGAGGCCGGCAGCCUGAACCUGAACAGCAACAGUGAUGUCCUGAUGGACAUAGUCAACGCCAGCUGCUCCAGCAGCAACACAGCCGACGGCAAGGAGAGUAACAAUAACAACAAAGAGAAGAAGAAGCUAGAGCAGCAGCCUACUCUCAAACUGACCCAGAACCAGCACCAGCCUUUUGUUCUCCUCUUGAACAGUUCCCUCCAUGGGAGGAAGAACCAGAGAAUGGACUCCAAGGAGCUCUCCAAAACUGUGGCUGAGUCCAUGGGCUUGUAUAUGAACGCGGCCAGGAGGCCAACGCUUGCGGCUUCGCCAACAGGGGGCCAUGUGUAGCCCGGGAAGAUGUACCCAGCGGGGUUUGCAGGCGCCCUGUCUCGAGGACAGCCAGUGUGCUGCGCCCCACGAGUCCCCUUCUACGGGGUUCCCGAAUCAGCCCAGCUCCACCCCAGGGAUUGCUGCUCAUCUGGAACCCCAGCAGGGUCAGCCAUCUUGGGCUUGUCUCUGUCCUGCAGCCCCCCAGACGCCAGCUCCAUCUCAGCCCCGGGAGGCAGCAACAACCUGGUUUCGUCCACCACCAGCCCCACCUGCUUUGGGGGGCCAUUCGCCUGUUCAACCAUCAGUAGCCCGACCAGCAGAACGCCGCCGGCCCAGCUCUAGCCCACAACCACGCCCACAGGAGGAAUCUCGGCCACCUGCAGCCCAGCAGGGUCCAGCACGGUGGGUCGCCCCGCCACUAGCCCCUCACUGAUGCGGCCCAUCUCCAGCCCCCCCAGAGCAUGAGCAGGCCGUGCGCCUCCCCACCCGUCAUGCAGCACCUCUACCAACAUGAGGUCAUCGCCUGCACCCAGCCCCACCGGCAGCACCAACAACACGAGGGCUUCACCGCCUAUCUCUAGUCCGACCACCGGGGCCCCAUGGCGGGUGUCCCCGAGCCCCAGACCCUCUGGCAGCGGUGGGUUUGCCGGGCGAUCCAGCCCUGCUAGUGAAUUGGGCCUGGUCCAAAAUGACCCCAACAGUCCAGAGGGACGAGGAGACCAGCAGCUUCAAGGAGUUUGAGUUCCUAAGGUGGAGAGCGUGGACGGGGAGAUGUUCAACGUAGGCCUGGACCACAUGGGUAUGGUGAUUAUCAAAAUGAACCCGGACACAGACUAUAGGAGCAUGUGUCUGGGUAACGGUAGCAACAACACAAAGUGUACACCUUUCAUCAGACAGAUAAAGAGUGAGCCAAACAAAGACGCGGGAUGCAUGAAUCCUCAGUGCUACAGUGAGCAGCAGCAGCAGAACUCUAUGGGUCUCUUCCAGUCAGGUCCGUCCGAGAUCACCUACUUGUCUCUGAGGGACAAUAGGCUGACGAAUACAGUCCCCUGGGAUCUUGGGACCUCCGGGCACGAGAUGAAUAGCAGUUCGAAGCCGCGUGUUCCCCACAACCUCCUGUCUAAAGUUAAACAAGAGAACAACGAUGGCAGCUACUACCAAGAGAACAACAACAACGCGCCCACGCCGGGGGGCGCUAACUCAGGCGGACACUGCUUUCACCACCAGAUCGGAGCACAGGGGACAAUGUCUUUCGCGCGCACGCACCAAGGACUGCGGGACAAACCCUUAUUGAAUCUAAUUUCUGUUACCGCGAUGGAGUCGCGGAAAUCCCGGCCCGGCAUGUCGCAGGCAAGAGGAGAGGGCUAUCCAGGCCAUGGCUGCAUGCCAGACAGCAUGUCAAGUGCAGCUUUGAAGCAGCAGCCGCCCACAGCCAAAGUGUGUCUGGUUUCCGUGGGACGAGGCUGCCGAUGCCGACACGGGUCGUACAUGCGCAGCUGCAAGGUCUUCUUCAAGAGAGCCGUAGAAGGCCAGCACAACUACCUGUGUGCCGGAAGGAACGACUGUAUCAUCGAUAAGAUCCGGAGGAAAAACUGUCCGGCCUGUCGAGUACGGAAGUGUCUCCAAGCCGGGAUGAAUCUCGGAGCCGAAGUCUGACAGCUAGGCAAGCUGAAGGGUGUGAACGAAGCACUCGCACUCCCCACUCAAGGAGUGGGGGCAGACGCCCCCUGGGUCUGGAGGUGGAGGGGGUACUUGUCCCUCGGGAGAAAGGAGGCCUGAGCACCAGCCCCACUAACACCCUGGAAGCCCCACGGCCCUGGAGGUGGGCUGGUGACCCCUCUACCGCCCCCCAUCUGCAGCGUGUUGGGAGCUGGGAUUGAGCCGUAGGUGGUGUUUGCAGGCUAUGACAACACCCAGCCUGACACCACCGACCACCUGCUGUCCAGCCUCAACCAGCUGGCUGGGAAACAGAUGAUCCGCGUGGUCAAGUGGGCCAAAGUACUUCCAGGUUUCCGGGGCCUGCCCAUAGAGGACCAAAUCACCCUUAUCCAGUAUUCUUGGAUGUGUCUGUCCUCCUUCAGUCUCAGCUGGAGGUCCUACAAACACACAAACGGACAGAUGCUCUACUUUGCCCCCGACCUCGUCUUCAACGAGGACCGUGAUGCAGCAGGUAAAGCAGCCACGAAAACACCUGUGUUGGGCAUGAGGCAGGUGAGCCAGGAGUUUGUCAGGCUGCAGCCCACCUACUAAGAGUCCCUUCCUGAGUGCUGCAUGCUGCUCAGCACAGGUAAGUCGGAAGGUGUUAAAGUACGAAGGAAGUUAUUAGAGCACCUCCACCCCGUCCCUCCCCCCGUCCCUCCACCCCGUCCCUCCACCCUGUCCCAUCGCAGCACCUCCACCCCGUCCCUCCCCCCGUCCCUCCACCCUGUCCCUCCACCCUGUCCCGUCGCAGCACCUCACCCCCGUCCCUCCACCCCCGCCCCUCCACCCUGGGUCCCGCCGCAGCACCUCCACCCCCGCGCCCCUCCUCUGUCCUCCACCCUGUCCCGCCGCAGCACCUCCCCCCGCGUCCCUCCACCCCCGUCCCCUCCACCCUGUCCCGCCGCAGCACCCCACCCCCCGUCCCUCCCCCCGCCCCUCCACUCCUGUCCCGUCAGCAACACCUCCACCCCGCCCCGUCCCCCCGGUCUCCACCCCGCCCGCCGCAGCACCUCCACCCCGCGUCCCUCCCUCAGUCCCUCCACCCUGUCCCAUCGCAGCACCUCCACCCUCGGCCCUCCACCCCUCGUCCCAUCGCAGCACCCCCACCCCCGGGCCCCCUCCACCCCCGCCCUGUCGCAGCACUUCCACCCCCGCCCCUCCACCCCCGCCCCGCCGCAGCACCUCCACCCCUCCACCCCCCCCCGCAGCACCACCACCUCCGGCCCCCCCCCCGGCCCCGCCUCUGGCCGCAGCACCUCCACCCCCAAACUACUUCCCGCAGCUAUGAUAUCUUUAAUACACAAUUACGCUAGUUGCUUACACCUCUCAUCAUCAUCUUGGCUUCCUCUCUCUACUCUCGCCUCCAGUUCCCAAAGAGGGUCUGGAAGAAACCAGGCAGCGCUUGAGGAGAUGAUGAACUACAUCAAGGAGCUGAGGAGGUCUGUGGGCAAGGCCACCAACAACUCUGCCCAGAAUUGGCAACGCUUCUUCCAGCUCACCAAGCUACUGGACGCCAUGCAUGAUCUGGUGGGGGAACCUGCUAGACUUCUGUUUCUACACGUCCGUGAGUCUCAGGCUCUGAAGGUGGAGUUUCCAGAGAUGCUGGUGGAGAUAAUCAGUGACCAGAUACCAAAGGUGGAGUCGGGCAACACACACACCCUUACUUCAACAAGAAGUGACUGUACUGAGCCCUGA